CUGAGAGAUGCAGAGUUACCCUCCCCCCAUGCAGCAUCACUUCACUAGCAGCCGCCGGCGGAGAAGAGCAAGGGAGACAGGCGGAGAGGAGCAUCUGACAGCCGGGAGAAUACAUUUUCCAAAAGAUUAAAAAAAAUAUGCGCCUGUGCAUUUGCAGGUAGUCUGCUGUCAUUUCAGAAAUUAAAUCCGAAUCGUAUUUUCUGAUUAUUUUUUCGAAACAAGAGAGUGGUGUGUAGAAGACGAAGAAGGGAAUGCUAGAGUGUUGCACGGGAGUGAGAAGAGGAGGAAAUGGUGAAAAAAUAUAAGGGCAGUUGGUGAAAACGGAGAUGAUUUGCUUCAAAACAGAGUGAACCCCUCGACAAACGUGUUCAAGAAAGGCGCUUGGAGGAGUUCAUAAUACAUUAGAGUUUAAAAAACACGACGUUGUAGCUAUUUUCGUUACUGAAGAAUCCUGCUGUCAAAAAAAAAAGACUGCGAGGAAAAUCUACAGCCAGCGAUCGUUCAUUAACCCCCGCCCUGCUAAUCUGGACCCGAUCUCCGGACUGAAGGUCCAGUGAUUACCUGGAACUCAUCGCGCACGGCCAUCAGCCGCUACAACUGGGCGUGCGGUGAAGCUCCGUUCAUCUGGAUCGAACAAGCGCGCUGACUUUCCUCCUGCUUAUUUGAACCCAAGUCCGACUAUUUCACUGUACUAAUUAUUGCAAGGGACACUUUUCUUCAGAAUUUCGAUCAUCUCUUUUUUGGAAGAAGCCAACUACCCCUAGCAAAAUGAAUUACCUGCGCCGCCGCCUGUCCGACAGUAAUUUCAUGUCCAACCUGCCGAAUGGCUACAUGACCGACCUGCAGAGGCCAGAUCCCCCUCAACCCAGUCCAGCCGUGUCCCCCGGCCCCCCUGAGCGCCGCCAGUCUUCAAGUCAGUCCGCUGGUGGAGGUUUCUUCUCCUCCAUCUCGAACGCCGUGAAGCAGACCACCGCCGCGGCAGCUGCCACCUUCAGCGAAGCCACCUCUGGCAGCAGCGGGGCGUCCCGUGCCAAAAUCCUGCUGGUCGUGGACGAUCAGAGCACCGACUGGGCCAAGUUCUUCAAGGGAAAGAAGGUGAAUGGGGAAUUUGACAUCAGAGUGGAACAGGCAAAAUUUUCUGAGCUCAACCUGGUGGCACAUGCGACUGGCAGCUAUUCAGUGGACAUUGAUGCACUCCGCAAUGGCGCCAAGGUCACAAAGUCCAUCAGGCCAGAUUUUGUCCUGGUUCGUCAGCACGCCUUCAGCAUGGCAAAGAACGGUGACUUCCGCAACAUUGUCAUUGGCCUGCAGUAUGCUGGACUGCCCAGUGUCAACUCUCUGCACUCCGUGUACAACUUUUGUGAUAAGCCCUGGGUGUUUUCUCAGCUGACCAGGCUAUACAAGAAGCUGGGACCAGAUGACUUCCCGCUGAUUGAACAGACCUACUAUCCCAACCACAAAGAGAUGAUCACAACUCCAAAGUUUCCAGUGGUGGUGAAAAUGGGACAUGCGCACUCCGGCAUGGGAAAGGUGAAGGUGGAUAAUCACUAUGACUUCCAGGACAUUGCUAGUGUGGUGGCUCUAACCAAGACGUAUGCCACAUCUGAGCCUUUCAUUGAUGCUAAAUAUGAUGUGCGUGUUCAAAAGAUUGGCAACAACUACAAAGCCUACAUGAGAACAUCAAUUUCUGGAAACUGGAAAACCAAUACAGGAUCUGCAAUGCUGGAGCAGGUGGCAAUGUCUGACAGGUAUAGACUGUGGGUGGAUUCCUGCUCAGAGCUGUUUGGGGGCCUUGACAUUUGUGCUGUAGAGGCUCUCCAUGGAAAGGAUGGCAAAGAUUACAUUAUUGAGGUGGUCGGCUGCUCUAUGCCUCUCAUUGGAGAACACCAAGAUGAAGACCGUGGUCUCAUAGCCGACCUGGUUCUCAGUAAAAUGAACCAGACCAUGGCGAGAACACCAAUUCCAUCUCCAGUUCGGCCGCCUACAGCCCAGACAGCCCAGACAGCCCAGCCCACAAUGCAGCAAGCUGUCUCACCUCAGCCUGCCCAAGCACAGCAAAGACUUCCUGGAACCCAGCAAGGACCCCCAGCCCAGCAGCGUCCUCCUCCACAAGGUGGGCCUCAGCAGCCUCCUCAAAGUUCUCAAGGUGUUCGUCAAGGCCCUCCCUCACAGCAGAGACCACCACCUCAGGGUCAGCCAAUACAAGGCUUAAGUCAACCACCACCCCAGCAGCAGCAGAGAGCUCCAAGCCCUAGCACCCAGCACCCUACAUCUCCAGCCCCAGUACAGCAGCAAAGGCAGCCUAGUCCUGGGGGUGGAGGCCAAGCAGGGCCACCACAACAACGACAGCCAGGACCAGGUGCUCAGCAGCCACAGCAGAAACCAUCAUCUGGUCAAGGAUCACCACAAAGAAGUCAAUCAGGAUCUCCUCAGAUGCAAAGGCAGCAGCCUGCCCCAUCUCAGCAACAGCCACAACAGAGGCCAACUGGUGCAUCAGUGCAGAAACCCAUUGGGGUUCAGCAACAACAAAGGCCACCGCAGCAAAGGCCACAAGGGCAAGGGGCACAGCCACAGCCUCCUCGACAGCUCACACAAGGGGUUCCUCAAGCCUCUCAACAGCAGCAACAGAGGGCACCAUCCCAGGGUCCUCCACCACAGCAACAGGGUAGACCUAUGGCACCCACGACUCAGCAGCCUCGGCCUUCAGCUCAAGGGCAGGGGGGCCCCUUAGGAAUGGGAGGUCCUGGAAGUGUAGGGAGCCGCCCUCCUGUACAGCAAAAACCAUUGCCUCCACAGAAGCCCAGCCAGGAACAAAGCCAAGGAAUGGGAUUGCCUUCACAGCCGCAUCCCCAACUCAACAAAUCCCAGUCUCUUACCAAUGCCUUCAACAUUCCAGAAACCUCGGCGACUCCCCGUUCAAGCCUUAGCCAGGAUGAAGUGAAGGCCGAGACCAUCCGCAGCCUGCGCAAGUCCUUUGCAAGUCUCUUCUCGGAUUGAAAGCGGCCACCCUCAACUGACAUCCACGACUGAAAACAGAAAUGUCCUCUGAGCCUCUGUGAAGAGCUACCCUCUCCAUGUGUGGUACUUCGAAUGAAGAAAUGAAAGAUACAAACUGGAACCACAAACUUUGUAUAUAAACACACAAACACACACACACUCACACGAAAAAUGAACACUUCUUUACCAACAUAAUCAAAGAUUCAUGCAUGUUUUGCUUUCUGCCGUUAAAUGUGGACACUUCUCACAAUGACAUUUACCACAAACAAAUCUCCUUAUUUAGUACAUUAUGGAACACUGCCCUCUUUUGGUAAUACAAGGUAACAAAUUAUUUAUGUUUCAAUUUAAUUUUCCUUACUAUAGCAGUUUCCCUUAGACUUCAUUUAAAAAAAAAAAAAAAAAAAAGUAUUAAAGUAGAGUGUAGAGGCACUACAUAGAAAUCCUAUUGCACCAAAAUUAGUGUUAACAUUUCUUAAGAGAUUAUGGAGAUGUCUAGUGCGUUGGAGUGUUUUAAUACAACACAUGAGCACUAAGUCAGCGAAUACACAUUGCUGAACUAUGUGAGUUACUGUUGUUCUAGUUUAAGUCCAGUGAUGCUGAGCCAUAUUCAUCAUUACUUUCCCUGACAGAGCACUGUGCUUCUUUGCCCCACUUUUUAUGGCCUUUCAUUGUUGGCUGGGUUUUCUUUUACUGUAUAUAAUGGGAUCUGGCAUUGGUGGUCUCUGAUAACAGCAAAUUUACUUUUGGUUAGACAUGUAAUUCCUACUAUUUAUAGCCUACUAUAAAUUCUCGAGAAUCUCAGCCACAUGAUUGUGUAUGUACUGCGAUCAGGUAUUAAUUGGUUGGACUUUAAAAAUGAAUUGUUCAGGAAUUGGAUAUGACUGGUGUGAAACACAGUCAGCAGUUAUCAAAAUGUAGAAAAUGGUUACAAACCUUACGAUAAUUAUUAACUGUCCCAUAAAGAUCUGGGUCCUGCCUUGAGCACACUGCUGCCGACAUAGACUGCAUAAAACACACAGAAGAAUAUCCAUGCAAGAAUGUAACAAUCAGUGAACCUACCUGGGAGAUUCCCCAAGAACCCAGCAUCUCUACAUAUCCCUCAGACUGUUAGCCAGUGGUCUACCAAACAUAUAGGCAGCACACCAGCACCACAACUUUAGUUUGACACUGAUGCACACAAACCUCCAAAUUGCCCACAGUACUGCUGAGCAUCAAGAAGUGACUCUCAAAGAACAUGCAGUUUCUGUAAUAAAAUAAAUGACUGAAUCUCAGAAUGCACACCACUGAACAAAGAAAGGAACUCUACAUACACGACAAACUUUAUUUAAUUUUUCUUGCAUAUGCAAGAUCGGUUAUUUCCUCCUCUUCCUCCAUGGCCUUCAGUAGAUUUUUUUAAUAACUGUUUAGGUUUCUGUUUAUAUUUAGAGUAUCCCCCCCCCCCCCCCCCCCCCCCCCCAAUAAGAGGCUUACUGUUCUGUACUUUGUUUUCUCAUCCCUGGACAUAUUGUUAUUCAUACAGUUAAACAUCUACCAUAGGAUUGAUUUUCUUUUAAUCGGUGUAUAAUGUUGAACUGAUAAAUGACUCUAGAGGGCUGUAAUAAUAACUGAAUACCUCCUUUGGCAUUAGUUAUCUUGCGCUCUAACAACUGAGUUGUUGGGACAACUUGGCUAUUAGUUAAAAAAAAUCUUGAUGGACUGAAUGGUCUUUUAUUUCUCAAACAUCUUAUGUUCACUUUAUUAUCUAAAGUUUCCUUAAUUUAGAUAGGACAUCAAAGAAAUGAGAAGUGCUCUUAACCAAAGAUAUCCCCACCGUGAGAAUUGCACCCAGCCAUGCAGCAGUCUAUUCAUGUAUGUAUAUGGCACCUGGUCUUGCAUACCAGUGAAAAUAAAGUUAGAAGAGCACACGGACAAUCUUGUUCCAAAUCAUAAGGGAUCCUUCAAGUUGAGUUCUUCAAUUCAGUUGCCAUUAGCUCCCCCACCCCCAACCUUUUUCACUGCGUCUUUGUCAUAGAAAUGUCUUACUUGUUUUUUGCCACUAUCUCUGAGAGGUUUAGGUAAUGAAGCAAUUUCCACACAUAUGGUGAAGGCUGUGGCUCUGUUGCAGAGCACAUUAUACACUGCUGAAAUAUCUUUUUUUGCCCACUUGGUGGAGCAAAAUUCUAUGCAACAUCCAGUUUAAUGGAAAUUAUCUGUAUGAUACUUUCUGCCUGUGUUUUGGUUAGCACCCCCAUCCAGUUCUGUUACAUAUUCAACGGUUUCCAUUUUACUCACCAAAUGUCACAGGCAGUGGUAGAUGUACAUGAACAAGUUUACUGCCAAGCUCUAGGUUCUUCAGGAUUAGAGUAUUGUUUUAUUUUCCUUCUACUCAUUUCUCCCAUUGAGAAUAAUGGCAAGUCUGUAAGUGGACAGAAACUUUUGGGUAAAAUGAAACUGAUAAUUUUAGUUUGGAGCAUUUAAAGAUACCGCCUCCUGUUCCUAUUUUCACACCAUUUCUACAACGUGAAUAUGGUUUUAAUGUUUGGCUUCAAUGAAUCCUUCUCUGCCUCAUCUGUUUAAGUAUUAUUUGCCAUAUAAAACUAACUAAAGAAAUAUAAAAAUACAUCUUAAGAUCAGAAAAAGAGGGAAGGGGGACUUACAAACCCUGAUAUUUUUUGAAAGUCUAAUAGAAGGAGUUCAGCAGUUUUCUGGGCUAUUGGAGCUUUUCAUUUAAUCCAACCCCCACCAUCCUUGUGUGGCUAAAGCAGUGGCAUCACUUCUUUGCCGAUGGCUUCUGUGCCAUAGGAUUUCUGUGUCACUUCACAUGUAUUUCUCCCAUUCUGUUUUCUAUAAUGUAGUAUCAUGGUUGUUUUUCCAUUUAUUUUGUAAAGCUCUUCACUUUCACUUGUAAAUACAGUCCCACUUCACCCAUGCAUCCAAUGCGAAAACUUGUGAUAAAAGUGCAAAACUGUGUAGAAGUUGUACUGUAUGCAGUAAAAUCCGAUGAAGUACUGUACAGUUAGUGAGUAUUCACCUAUGAACCCUUUGUUGACCCGUUUUUUCUCUUGAAGUCUCAGUUUUUGUGCCUGUGAUGCUGUCUGUGUGUUCUGGAAUGCCUGCUCUCUUCUCUUUUGUUAAAUCUUUUCAUAAGCUUUUGGAGUCCCUGGUUUAUGCUGUUCUAGAGCAUUUUAGAAGCCUCAUUUCAGAUCAGUCUCACAGCAUCUGAGAGAGCUGAGCUGUUGAAUUAAAAAAUAAUAAAUUAAAAAGCUAAAACCUGAAGCUACAAAAAUAGGGUUAAAUCUAUCCAGUCUACAAAUCUUCCAUAAAACCAUUCAACUUUAAAGCUUAAAAUAUAUCAGGAGUGUGCUUUUGCAAACUAAUACAUCUAGAGAAUAUUUACUUCCACCCUGUAGUGGACUGCUAUUCUGUUCUAGAAUGGUUCCCUUUUUAAUGCAAAAUUCUUUCAACAUAGGCUCCAUUUCCCUACAACCCUAAAAUGGAAAUGAAUGGGCUAUACUUGCAUUUAGAAACUAUGUAGGCAGGAGAGAACCCAACAAUAAGUAAGCAAUCAGGCAAGACACAAGAUAACCCCCAAAGAAGAAAACUGCUCGUUGUCACAUUUUCAUCUUAGUGCUCAGUGAUUCCAGAGCUCUAAUUUAGUGUCAAGUAGUGUGCUAGACAUCAUUAGCUCUUAAAAUAAGUGAAAUGGUAAAAGGGGAGUACAGCACAUUGACACAGCUCACAGUUUGUUUUUUAAAUUGAUGCCAGAGCUCCAGCGUCUACCAUAAAAUAGAAUUCCAAAGGUUAUGACAAACUCUCUCUGGAUUUACUAACUUGAUGGGUAUGUAAGCAGGCAAAUAAUACAAAAAGGAACUGGAGAGGAGGUUAACCAUCAUUUUAGUGGCUUCAAGUCCAGCUGGCCACAAUGCCUAUAUUAUCACUACAGUAUCAACAAUCAAAUGAUAAUGGACUGGGUGUUAGAAAUAAUUUUAAAGCGGCAAAUAGGCAGUGGACCAAACUAGCGGGCAUUUAAACAAACAGAUACAGCUCUCUGAGUGGUGGGAUUUGUUAUCUGAGAUUUUGACUCAGCUCAAGCAACAGCAUCCACUAUCUUUUUUUUUUUUUUUAUUCUGAGGUAUACAUAAAUGGUGCAAUCCUGACCAAUACCUAUAUACCCUCUGGGAACAAACAUUCAGAAACAUGUAUAUUCCCAGUGCAAUAAAGCAGUAAAAAUGAUGUGCAUUUUUGACUGUUGUGAAAAACGUUUUUUGAAACAUUUACUUUGCUGAUUGAACUCUGAAUGUAGUCGAAGUCUUGUAGUGCAAUAUUAUGUCCUGCAGUUUGGAAUGUUGUGUUUGUUUGUUUGACACCUGUGUAUUCUAAAAAUUAUAUAAAUAUAUAAAUAUAUAUAAACAAGAACUGAACCCAUCAGCCACUGCAGAGUUACCGUGACCAAGCUGUGUAUCAAGUACUUUCCUGUAAAAACAUAUCUUUAAUGUGAUUGUAGUUGUGACAAUAAAUAUGGAAACCAA
Messenger RNA from Erpetoichthys calabaricus (reedfish), 7505 nucleotides. RefSeq names its product synapsin I (gene syn1). Gene Ontology annotation, cellular component: synaptic vesicle membrane; synaptic vesicle. NCBI's taxonomy places the organism in Eukaryota, Metazoa, Chordata, Cladistia, Polypteriformes, Polypteridae. The record is from RefSeq and is a predicted model, not a curated record. Gene Ontology annotation, molecular function: ATP binding. The transcript has 13 exons. Gene Ontology annotation, biological process: neurotransmitter secretion. The coding region runs from base 769 to 2997 and encodes 742 amino acids.